ACAAUUAGCACGUGGUUCAGUCAAGCGAGCGUCGAGUGACAGAGCACAGCUACGUGCCAUGAAGGCCCACUUCGCAAGUAUGGGGUCUUUGCAAGGACCCACCAGUGCCACCAAGCCAGUCAUGUCGAGGUCUGCGAGUGCUAAGCAGAUCAGCAGCAUGAAGUUCACCACGAUGACUGUGUCCAAGUGGCUGUGUCACUCAGAAGCAUCAGUGUUCUGCAACGUCAUGGAGUCCGGAGACAUUGUGGAAAUAGAACAUGACGGCCACCAUACCUUCGGGAUAGGACUCCGAGCACGCAAGACAGAUAAGAAAGGGCCUGAGUCAAUCAAGAUAGCGUAUUUGAAGGUAGAAGCAAGCAAGGCAAGCGGCAAGGUGGUCAAAGUGCCCCUGCUAGAGUUCUGGGUUCCAGAGGCAAACAUAAGAAUAAACAACCGCAGUGACCGCGAGUACCCUUACCACCCGGAGGAGGUCAUACGACAGCAAGUGACACAUGCAAUCAAGACUAAAAAUGUUACCUGGCAAACAAGUGAGCAGUUUGCACAUUGGUGUCGUCAUAACAACAAGCCAGCCACUCAAGACGGAGCACGCAGACAGGCAAGUGACGUGUCCAAAUGGGGAAGUGUGGCUGCCAACAUGGGGGUCCUAAUGUUUCUCAAGAAGAGGGAGCGUUUCAACAGCAAGUGACGCCCCAUAACACUGGGACGUUGCACUGCAACAACGGACGGGACUGUAGUGACUACCCGCAAUCAGGCAGCAAAUGAACAAAUCAGAAGCAAGAAUCAGCAAGGGAAAAAAAGACUGAUAAAAAUAUAUAGCACAUACAUAGUUUAUUGCUACAGUAGAAUCUCGUUAUAAGAUACACAAAGGGAUUUACUUAAAUACUGAAAUGCAUUUAUAACUUUGGGUAGGAAAUUGACAGCCACACUUUAAAAUUAAAAUACUUGGGUAAGUAGUAAUUAGCAGCAGUAAAGAUGUUUUACUGCAAUUGUAUUAAUUUUUUUUUUAUUAGACAAGGCAAAUUAUAAACAUUCAAUAUAGGAAGUAAUAAUAAAUACAAAGAUAUAAUAGAUGGGUGAAAACUACCUACCUAAUGGAAAUACUAAAAUCUGUUAUACAUAUAUAUAUUCAUCUACUUUUAUUUUAAAAAUCCACUGAGAUCCUUACAGUGGUAGAUUUGGCUAAAUAAAGUGUUGAAAUUGCACAUACACACAA
Molecule: messenger RNA, 1213 nt
Organism: Bacillus rossius redtenbacheri
Lineage: Eukaryota; Metazoa; Arthropoda; Insecta; Phasmatodea; Bacillidae
Exons: 5
Coding region: 59-685 (208 amino acids)
Source: RefSeq, a predicted model, not a curated record